This is a messenger RNA of Pogonomyrmex barbatus (red harvester ant), 1633 nucleotides long. RefSeq names its product neuroligin 4 (gene NLG-4). NCBI's taxonomy places the organism in Eukaryota, Metazoa, Arthropoda, Insecta, Hymenoptera, Formicidae. The record is from RefSeq and is a predicted model, not a curated record.
AUGGGAUUCCUUGUCGACGACAGAAGCGUGAUCGGUGUAUCGAAUUUGGUGGUAGCCUCCGAUUACAAGGAUGCGAACGUGCUCGUCGAGAAGCUUCGCCAACGAAGAGAGAAUAGGGAGAGCAGCGAGGAUGAAUGUGGGCGAAGAAAGUUGGAGAGAAUGGUACAGAGAGAAAAAGGAAAGCAGGAAAAUAGGAAAAUACGUCGCUGCGCUAACGGACCGCUUAAUGGAUUAGGAGGAAGUAAACAUCAUCAAAGAGAAGAAAUUAAGCAGAAGUUGGCAACCGAUAAUCCUCCUAUUCUCUUUCCUCUCCUCGACUGCUCCCGAUUUCGUCAGAAUUGCAAUCCGAUACAAACACCACACACCAUCGCUAAAUAUUGGAUGUCUACAGGAAUGAAACCGAAGAUGAAGAAUCAUUAUAGAGCACAUCAGCUGUCGGUCUGGUUACGCCUCGUCCCAGAGCUUCAUCGUGCUGGAAUGGAGGAUGUCGAUUCCAGGCACAACUUGUUCCGUGGCCAUAGCGACCCCAGUCUGUACGACGGCUUCGUGAGACCGGAUCCUCUCAGCAGGAUCAGCGAAGAAUUCAAGAGGAAAAAUCUUAGCACGGAUCCACCAACCACGACGGAUUACAGCAUUACAACUUGCGUCAGCCUUAUUCCGGGCACCAAUCUUCAAAACGUCCAUAAUGCCAGCACCGACACCUUAGCCAGCUUAGACGCUGCUGGUUACGCAGCGUAUUCAACGGCUUUAAGCGUGACAAUCGCGAUCGGCUGCAGCCUGCUGAUUUUAAACGUUCUGAUAUUUGCGGGCGUUUAUUAUCAGAGGGAUAAAACGCGGCUUGAAGUGAAGAGCCUUCAGCAGCAACAGAUGUUGAAUCAACAAUGUGGCCCUCGUGGCUUUACUGAACUGAAACAGCCGCCACCCCCACAUUCUCAUUACGCCGGUGGGGGCCAAGUGAUCGUCGACGUUGAAAAUGAAAUGUUAAGAAGGAAUGUAAUGAAAGGUCCGCCUAACGAUUCCAGCGUUACAUUUCAAAGCCAAGGAACUCAUACACUGCCUCAUCAACAUCAUUAUCAAAAACAGCAUCAGCAACAACAUGCCACCCUUCCCCGAACUUCAGUUAUUCAAGACCUGAAUACGCAAACUCAAGGUCCUCCAAAUGGCUCCAUCCAUUUGACGGUUCCACGGGCUCCUCCACCGCCCAGAGCGAAGAGUCCACCAGAGAAUCAACCUCUUCUACAAAGCGCGACAGUUUCGAGUCGCGUGUCGCAGGCGGCAAUGAGCGAGAUGCGAGUGUGAUGCUUGGACCCCCCUCCGAAGCCAGUCGUCCCAGAUGUCCUCACGGCAUCGACCUUGCUCUAGGCGACUUGCCACAGACCUGUUGAAGAAAUGGCUACUGACACUUCGACGGGUUAAUGCAGGAUGUCCCAGGGAACGUGAGCUCCGGACGAACGGAGGGGGGUAUUGAAGAGAAGUUCCUCACUACUGAGGGAUGGUUGAGCCGAAAUUGCCGAGUCUACCGAAUAUGAAAAUGCGUAAUUAUGAAUUUAGAAAGACAGAGAUUGUUAUACUCAGCUGAGAAAAAAAUAUAAAUUAAGGACAUACGACUUUUAAAUCUAUUUUGUAAUCUCUC